Rhododendron vialii is the source of this 2041-nucleotide messenger RNA. RefSeq lists its product as uncharacterized. The coding region runs from base 281 to 1750 and encodes 489 amino acids. The transcript has 3 exons. NCBI's taxonomy places the organism in Eukaryota, Viridiplantae, Streptophyta, Magnoliopsida, Ericales, Ericaceae. The record is from RefSeq and is a predicted model, not a curated record.
UACUAUACGAUUUUUAUAUACUCCAAGAAAAGCAAACAGAUAGGAUUGGAGUAUAAAUCUCAUCCAAAUUGCGUGCUGCGGCCGGCCGUCUCUGCUUUCAAUUUCAUCUCCUCCCACACUUCUUCGCUACACAGAGAGAGAGAGAGAGAGAGAGAGAGAGGAACUACUCCAAUUUUGAGGAGAGAGAGAGUAUAUUAUGUAAUGCAUCAGAAGAAAUCCGAACUUCAGAUCGGAACAGAAAGCACCGGCGAUUUUGAGGAGAGAGAGAGAGUAUUAUGUAAUGCAUCAGAAGAAAUCCGAACUUCAGAUCGGAACAGAAAGCACCGGCGUCUCUUCCGAUUUCAACCCCACACCCCGCCACAAGCACCACCCCCAACAACAACAAUCCCCCAAAUCCCAAUUCUCUCCUCAUCUCAAUUCUCUCUCCAAUUUCGGCACGAACCCGCAAAAAAUCUUAAUCGACCCAAGUUCGUCACACCCCCAAAACGACGACCCAAUCGCUCCCCCACCCAAACCAACCCCUCACAAGCGUCCCCUCAUAACCCACCCAAACCCUAAACCUAAUCCUCUCUCUAAAUCCCCCACUCUGUCUAAUUCCCUUCACCAGUACCCAUUCAAAAGCCACGACACCUUCAAACUCCCGGCGAAAAGACCCGCCGCCGUCGACAAUAUCCUCCGCCGCCUCCGUCGCGUGCGCAUUCACCUCCGUUGCGUCCUCUUGCUAUCCCUCCCGUUCUUCUACUUCCUCGUUUCGCACCCCCGCCGCUCGUUCCUGCUCGACUCUCUCGCCGCCUUCGCCUUUGCGGCCGCCCUCUUGUUUUCGCUCAACCUCGCGCUCCCCCGCCUCCCCUCGAUUCGAUUAUUACUUGCCCAAUCGCUCCCGAACAAGCUCAGGUCGAAAACCCGAGUGUCUAGACCGCUUUUGCCGGUGUUUUGGUCGAUUGGGUCGGGGCGAAAAGCGGAAAAAAUAGCCGGUUCGGGGUGUUGGGUUCAGGUUUAUAGCAAUGGGGAUGUGUAUGAAGGGGAGUUUCAUAAAGGGAAGUGUUCGGGUAGUGGGGUUUACUACUAUUACAUGAGUGGGAGGUAUGAGGGGGAUUGGGUUGACGGGAAGUAUGAUGGGUAUGGGGUCGAGACUUGGGCUAGAGGAAGUAGGUAUAGGGGGCAGUACAGGCAAGGGCUUAGGCAUGGUUUUGGAGUGUAUAGGUUUUAUACCGGAGACGUUUAUGGUGGGGAAUGGUCAAAUGGGCAGAGUCAUGGCUGUGGGAUUCAUACUUGCGAUGAUGGUAGCAGGUAUGUUGGGGAAUUCAAGUGGGGUGUCAAGCAUGGGCUUGGGCACUAUCAUUUCAGGAAUGGGGACGUUUAUGCUGGAGAAUACUUUGCAGACAAGAUGCAUGGUUUUGGAAUGUAUCGUUUCGCAAGUGGGCAUCGGUAUGAAGGAGCUUGGCAUGAGGGCAAAAGGCAAGGGCUUGGAAUGUACACUUUCAGAGAUGGCGAGACCCAAUCUGGGCAUUGGAAUAAUGGGAUUCUUGAUGUUCCAAGCACUCAGAACACCACCUAUCCUGUAUCUCCUGUCGCAGUGUAUCAUUCCAGAGUACUGAACACUGUCCAGGAAGUUAGACGAGCAGCUGAGAAAGCCUACAAUGUGGCAAAGGUGGAUGAAAGAGUGAACAGAGCAGUAGCAGCAGCUAACCGGGCUGCAAAUGCAGCUAGAGUAGCGGCAGUGAAGGCUGUCCAAAACCAAUUGCGAUAAAAUGGUGAGAGUGACAAUGUGCAUACUAAAAUGUCAGACUGCCGUAACCACAAGGCACAUACACACCACUAUUCCCUGUUGCAUUUUCCUUUUUGCUUGAGAAGAUGUAAUAUGAGGUGCCUUUUCCAGUUGGAGAAAAUGGCUGAAUGAAUAACUAGUUCUUUUUGCUCUAACUUAGCUUUCUUGUAAGGUUCAGUUCAGUUGUAAAUCCAUGUAAUAAUAUGAACAGAUGUGGUGACAAUACAAUAGCUAUGCUGUAAUUACAACGCGUUAGGUAACUUUAGAUUCUAA